Necator americanus (New World hookworm) is the source of this 1626-nucleotide messenger RNA. RefSeq lists its product as uncharacterized. Bases 1 to 1626 code for a protein of 541 amino acids. NCBI's taxonomy places the organism in Eukaryota, Metazoa, Nematoda, Chromadorea, Rhabditida, Ancylostomatidae. Gene Ontology annotation, biological process: proteolysis; molting cycle, collagen and cuticulin-based cuticle. Gene Ontology annotation, molecular function: metalloendopeptidase activity; zinc ion binding. The transcript is spliced from 15 exons. The record is from RefSeq and is a predicted model, not a curated record.
AUGGGGACUACUCUUCUCUUAUUCUUGCUCUGCAUCAGCAGAGCCGUCUCUGAGAAUAUUGACGAGAUGUUAAGGAAACAUGACAGUGAAAUUAAAGAUGUACUCGAGUUGUCCGAAAACGAAAAGAAGGAAUUAAAAAAGCAAGAAAAGAAUAUUAUUGAUGUGAAACAAGAUCAUGUUAGUUCUUCUGGCGAUGACAUUCUGGAAAUCAAUAUGAUGGACCAUACAUCGGGAGUAUAUCAAGGCGACAUGAUGCUAACGGAAAGUCAAGUAGAAGACAUCAAAGAGGACAUCGAAGAAGUAUUCGCAGAAAAAAACGGGAACGUUACCGAGUACAGAAGUCGACGAAAACGACAAACAUUCCGCGACUCUAGAUAUCCUGACACAACAUGGACAGAUGGAGUCUACUACUUUUUUCAUUCCAAUGCAACUCCGAAAGUUCAAGGCGUUUUCAAAAAAGGCGCCCAAGCGUGGGAAAAUUACACAUGUAUUGACUUCCACGAAGACGAAAACGCGAAGCAUAAAAUCCAAGUCUUUGUUCAAAACGGUUGUUGGUCAUUCGUCGGUAGAACUCGCAGACCGCAACAAGAACUAUCUCUUGGGCAAGGAUGCGAUUCUGUUGGUACUGCUGCACACGAAAUAGGUCAUGCACUCGGACUUUGGCAUACUCAAUCAAGGCACGAUCGCGAUCGGUUCAUCACGUUAGACGCAGCAAAUAUCAAGAAGGAUUGGCUCAGUCAGUUCACUAAGGAAACGAGAGCCACCAAUUACAACUAUAAUAUUACGUACGACUACGGAAGCAUAAUGCACUACGGAUAUAGAGCUUCAUCUCACAACAAAGAGCCCACGAUUGUUCCAAAGGACCAACUGUAUGCGCAGACCUUAGGAUCACCUUUUAUUUCCUUCUACGAGUUGCUUAUGAUUAACAAACACUACAAUUGUCUAGAAAAGUGUAAGCCAGAGACAUCCGCAAAAUGUCAAAUGAACGGCUUCCCUAAUCCUCGUGACUGCACAAAAUGCGUUUGUCCAAGUGGAUUCGGCGGUGAUCUUUGUGACGAAAGACCAUCCGGAUGCGGUAAAAUACUAAAUGCGACUGCAGUCUACCAAACUCUAGAAGAUACACUUGGUAAUUUCUACCAAGGUGGAGUGAGAGAAGACUUUACAAAGUGCAACUAUUGGAUCCAGGCACCAAACGAUUCUCGUAUUGAAGUCAAGAUUGAAAGCUUCACACGAGGACUUGCUGUUGAUGGGUGCAAGUAUGCUGGAGUGGAAAUUAAAACUCAUAAAGAUCUUCGCCUCACUGGUUACAGGUUCUGUGCUCCAGAAGAUAACAACGUCACCUUAGUAUCAAACUAUCACAUCGUUCCUGUGAUCACAUACAAUCGAGCCUAUGCAUCGAAAACGAUCCUGAAGUACAGAAUCGCUCCUGAUGAUUUAACGGAAAAUACUACGAAGCAACCAAAAACAACUGGAAUUACAACGAAAAAACCAAAGGCAAGCUCUGAUUGUAAGGAUGAUGAACGUUCCUGUCCCCGAAUGCUGAAGCUGAAAGACUUCUGCAACGGCCCGCAUUACUCACAACGCUUAAAAGAAAGAAUAUGCAAAAAAUCAUGUAAUUUAUGCUAA